AUGAAGGCUUUCAUUUCAAUGUUGACUCUUUUUUUGGUCACCUAUCUUCCAGCCAUUGACGCCUGCCGUCAAAAGAGAAUUGAGUUCAUAAAAGCGAAGCCUUGCGCGGAAGAUUACGAACUCAUUGAGAAACAAUGCCUCAAUAUAACAACGGAACUGCGCAAGUAUGGUGAAAGUAUUGGGAGAGUCUAUGGUUCCACUAUCGAGUAUACGCCCGCUUGCCAAGAUUGUCAGGGAGCAAACACAACUUCUUGUAGUUGUACCAUCACGGCAUGGCGGUUCAGAGAAUGGAUGCACGAGCCCCCAAUCGAUCGACGACCAAAAUUGACAAAUGGUUGGGACUAUGUUGACAAGAACAAUGGCCAACGCGGCUGGGUCGACCUUGUAGGUACUCGCUCAGGAUAUCUUCAUUAA
Plenodomus lingam JN3 is the source of this 414-nucleotide messenger RNA. The record is from RefSeq and is a predicted model, not a curated record. Lineage: Eukaryota; Fungi; Ascomycota; Dothideomycetes; Pleosporales; Leptosphaeriaceae.